GGGAACAAAGCGUUAGGCGACCUCCCGCAACAGGUUUUGGGUCUGCCUGCCUCCCUCCCUCCUUCCCUCCCUCCCAGCGCGCCCCGGGCUGCCGGGGUCCCGCGGCGUCUCUCGCUCCGGGCGGCGGGGCCGGCACCGGCCGCCCCCAUGCGGUUCGGCUCCAAGAUGAUGCCGAUGUUUCUGACAGUGUACCUCAGUAACAAUGAGCAGCAUUUCACUGAGGUGCCAGUCACCCCUGAAACAACCUGCAGAGAUGUGGUGGAGCUGUGCAAGGAGCCUGGCGAGAGCGAGUGCCACCUGGCUGAGGUGUGCUGUGGUUCAGAACGUCCCAUAGCCGAUAAUGAACGGAUGCUGGAUAUUUUGCAGCGCUUUAGGAUGCAGAGAGGUGAGGUUCGUUUCUUUCUUCGUCAUGAACGCUCUCCCUGCCGGGAAGCAGGGACUGGACAUAGGUCUCAAGAGCUAGCCUUGAAAAGAAAUGGAGUGAAAGUGCCUGGUGAUCGAAGAAUAGAGAAUGGAGUCAGUGCUCCAAGGAUGGAUAUGACACUGGCUGAACUUCAGGAAAUGGCAUCACGGCAGCAGCAACAAAUUGAGGCUCAACAGCAAAUGCUGGCUAACAAAGAACAACGUCUGAAGUUCCUGAAACAGCAGGAUCAGCGACAGCAACAGCAAGCUGCUGAACAGGAAAAACUGAAGCGAUUAAAGGAAAUUGCUGAGAAUCAGGAAGCCAAACUUAAGAAAGUGAGAGCGCUGAAAGGCCAUGUGGAGCAAAAAAGGCUCAGCAAUGGGAAAUUAGUGGAAGAGAUUGAACAGAUGAACAGCCUGUUCCAGCAAAAGCAGCGCGAGCUGGUGCUGGCUGUGUCAAAGGUAGAAGAACUCACCAGGCAACUGGAGAUGCUGAAGAAUGGCCGAAUUGAUGGUUACCAUGACAACCAGUCAGCUGUAGCUGAGCUCGACCGUCUGUACAAGGAGCUGCAGUUGAGGAACAAACUGAACCAGGAGCAGAAUGCCAAGCUGCAGCAACAGAGGGAGUGUUUGAACAAGCGCAACUCGGAGGUGGCAGUCAUGGAUAAGCGUGUUAAUGAGCUGCGAGAGCGCCUGUGGAAGAAAAAGGCAGCUCUGCAACAAAAAGAGAAUGUACCAGUUUCUUCAGAUGGGAAUUUACCCCAGCCAGUGGCUUCUGCUCCAAGUCGGGUGGCAGCAGUAGGACCUUAUAUCCAGUCCUCUACUAUGCCACGUAUUGCUUCUAGACCUGAACUUUUGGUGAAACCAGCAUUUUCAGAUGGGACACAAGCUUUGCAGGUACCUGAUGGUCCACUGAAAACACAAACUCUGCCCAACAUGAGAGCUGGCAGCAGUUCACAAACUAAAACUUCUGCAGGUUCUGUGAUUCCUGGUGCAAAAUCUUCCUCGUCUGCCGCUGACUGGAGUGGUUCAAAUCCAGACAAUCAAAUUAGUCAAGUAUCAGCCUUGACUUCAGGAAAAGGAGUUGUGACUAGUGAAGGACAAGCAACAGCUGAAGGAGAAACUUUUUUACGAGACAAAGAGAAGAAGGUGCGUCCAUUUUCAAUGUUUGAUUCUGUGGACCAGUCUGCUGGGCUUGGCACGCUUAGAAAGAAUCAGAGCAGUGAAGAUCUCCUUCGAGAAGCACAGACAGCUAAUAAAAACAUAACAAAGGUGCCACCACCUGUCCCCACUAAGCCAAAACAGAUAAACUUGCCUUACUUUGGUCAAGCCAGUCAUCUGCAACCUUCUGAUAGUAAGCUGGAUGGAAACCUGCAAAAGCUGCCUUUGGCUGUUUUAACUAUGGGGAACAAACAAAAACCAGUGGCACAGCAGCCUUCCCAUCCUUCUCAGCAGAUACAGCAAAGAAUUUCUGUACCUCAUGCAGGUCCUUCAUCUACCCAGGACCAAAUUCUUCCCUCCUCCAAACAGGAGAGUCCCCCAGCAGCAGCUGUGAGACCUUUUACCCCUCAGCCGUCCAAAGAGACCUCACUCCCACCUUUUCGAAAGCCUCAAACUGUGGCUGCAAGUUCAAUUUAUAGCAUGUAUACACAACAACAGACUCCUGGGAAGAACUUUCAGCAGGCAGUGCAGAGUGUGUUGACAAGGGCACAGACCAGAGGACCGCACUUCCCAAGCGUGUAUGGCAAACCUGUGAUGGCAGGAGCUGGCGUACAGAAUCAGCUGCCACAGACAGAGAAUGUCUACUCAAAUCUCCAAGGAAAGCCAGGCAGUCCAGAGCCUGAGAUGGAAACAGCAGCCUCUGCUCAUGAGAACCAUGAAACAGAGCGAAUACCCCGUCCCCUUAGCCCAACGAAAUUGCUGCCUUUCUUAUCUAAUCCAUACCGCAACCAGAGUGAUGCCGAUCUGGAAGCACUACGCAAAAAACUGUCCAAUGCACCCAGACCACUGAAGAAACGUAGCUCCAUUACAGAGCCAGAAGGACCUAAUGGCCCCAAUAUUCAGAAGCUGUUGUAUCAGAGAACCACUCUAGCUGCAAUGGAGACUAUCUCGGCUCCAUCUCAUCCCUCCAAACAGACAACAUCAGCUGCCAGUCCUGAAAGCCCAGCAGAAAUCCCAAAUCCUUAUCUAAAUGCAGAAUCUGAAAAAGAAACAGCUGCUUCUAUACCGGAACUGGCCAUUGCUGAGGAAGCAGAAAACACACCAGCAGAUCAGAGCGAAGCUGUUCUUCCCUCUGUAGCUCUGGACACUGUACCUGAGGGAGUAUUGGAUGGUGAUGAAUUCACACAGCCGAAAAUGGAAGAACCAAGUGUAGAAGCUUCACUGCCACUGGAAGCAUACAUGGAAGAAUAUCCUCCAUACCCACCACCUCCGUAUCCAUCGGGGGAACCAGAGAGUUUGGGGGAGGACUCAUUUAAUAUGAGGCCUCCUGAAGUUACUGGACAGUUUUCCUUGCCUCCUGGGAAGAGGACAAACUUGCGUAAAACUGGAUCUGAGAGAAUUGGGCAUGGAAUGAGAGUGAAAUUCAACCCCCUUGCAUUGCUUCUGGAUUCAUCUUUGGAGGGAGAGUUUGACCUCGUGCAGAGAAUAAUUUAUGAGGUUGAAGAUCCUAGCAUGCCCAACGAUGAAGGGAUCACUGCACUGCACAACGCUGUGUGCGCUGGGCACACAGAAAUUGUGAAGUUCUUGGUACAAUUUGGUGUGAAUGUGAAUGCUGCAGAUAGUGAUGGAUGGACCCCAUUACACUGUGCGGCAUCUUGCAAUAACGUGCAGGUGUGCAAGUUCCUGGUGGAGUCUGGCGCAGCUGUAUUUGCGAUGACCUACAGUGACAUGCAGACGGCUGCUGACAAGUGUGAGGAAAUGGAGGAAGGCUACACACAGUGCUCUCAGUUCUUAUAUGGAGUCCAGGAGAAAAUGGGGAUAAUGAACAAAGGAGUGAUAUAUGGACUCUGGGAUUAUGAGGCUCAGAAUGAUGAUGAGCUCUCAAUGAAAGAGGGAGACUGCAUGACAAUCCUGCGCCGGGAAGAUGAAGAUGAAAUUGAGUGGUGGUGGGCACGGCUGAAUGACAAGGAAGGCUAUGUUCCCCGCAACCUGCUAGGGCUGUAUCCAAGGAUUAAACCUAGACAAAGAAGCUUGGCGUGAAAUAAUACAGAAGCUAGAUUCUUGAAGUACUAAUAAUGGAUGACUUACGGAAAAAACAAUCUUUUUGUGUUGGUUCCAAUAUCACGAGACUUAUUUCAAUGACAAUGUAAUUUGAAAGCUAUGAAGAAUGUGCUUUGAAAACAAAUGAAGGAUUGAUGCAUUAGCAAAUGGAUGAGGGCAUUCUGCAAGAUGAAAUAAUGCUUAAAGCAAAUGACAUUCUGCUGCCUUUGGUCUAAACAAGCCAUUAUGUUCAAGAACCCACUGAUUUCUUCAAACAUGGCAAAAAAGAAUUUCACUUCUUUCUGCUUUCUUUCACGUAUAAGGACCUUUUCAAGUUGCCAUUGAAGGAAUCAUCAUGAACCAGACAAUUUGGCUUUGUCCAAGUUUAUCCUGAGUCUUUUUCCAGAUGGGAGAAAUUUAAAAAGUAUGCGCACAGCACCCAAAUGCUAAUUGCUGGAAAUAGAACAUUUGAAGAAGCAGCUAAACCGAAGUGCAUCUGAACACUGACAACCAUGUGACCAAUCCAUUAAGCAAUAACUUCUAAAAAUGCUGUAGCAUCUUAGGAUUCCAUGUAUUCCACAUAUUACGUGCUGUAACUGACAACGUAGUUUUAGAUUCCUCUUUUUACAAAGAGCCUCAUGUAUUUAUUGUAUUUUGUACUUUGAAAACUAAGUGUAGAAACUUUCUGUAAUCCUUGCAACUUACUUGUUUUUACUUGACUGUGAUACCAUUAAACUUUUGUCUCCUCUUAAUCUUUAACUGGGUAUUUUAGUGUCAAGUUUUUAUUAGACCAUCUGAAACUGUUAACAGUAAGACACUACUGCUCUACAUUAUACUAACGUUCAGCUAAUUUUUGUAUUAAAUUGAACCCCUCCUCAGUUUGUUCAAGACAGUCUUCUUGCAUUUAAUAUUAAGCUGAAUCUGUUAGUUGCGUAUAACCUUUGU
Molecule: messenger RNA, 4548 nt
Organism: Cuculus canorus (common cuckoo)
Lineage: Eukaryota; Metazoa; Chordata; Aves; Cuculiformes; Cuculidae
Gene: TP53BP2
Product: tumor protein p53 binding protein 2
Exons: 18
Coding region: 148-3603 (1151 amino acids)
Biological process (GO): signal transduction; regulation of apoptotic process
Cellular component (GO): nucleus
Molecular function (GO): p53 binding
Source: RefSeq, a predicted model, not a curated record